Cataglyphis hispanica is the source of this 1729-nucleotide messenger RNA. Its product is annotated as ras-related protein Rab-7L1-like. Gene Ontology annotation, biological process: vesicle-mediated transport. Gene Ontology annotation, molecular function: GTP binding; GTPase activity. The record is from RefSeq and is a predicted model, not a curated record. Gene Ontology annotation, cellular component: Golgi apparatus; trans-Golgi network; vesicle. NCBI's taxonomy places the organism in Eukaryota, Metazoa, Arthropoda, Insecta, Hymenoptera, Formicidae. Bases 726 to 1412 code for a protein of 228 amino acids. The transcript has 6 exons.
UCUCUCGCAUCUGUUGCAUACAUAGCAAAACGACGAAUCGAAUUAUUUUAUCCUCGUACGCGUUUAUUUUUCUCACCGAACGGAAAAUUGAAUCAGAUCUACUAAAGAGAUUUAGGAAACAACUACGCAUAUGUAUGCGAUGUUUGCAUGUCUUUAUCCAGCUUCCGCGAUAUCGAAACCGCGAUGGUUCGAUCGAAUUUAACAAUCGCUGCCGUGUUACUCGUUAAAAAAAAAAGAGGUGUAUGCGCGAAAUAAAGGCCUGCACUUUUUAUGAAACGCUAUUUGCUGUUUUGGCGAACACAUUACACCUGUGUCCUACGUCGACAAUAAUAAUAUACGUGUCGAAAGAAAUUUAUCUGAUAGAGUUCUGUUUGUUACCCAAUUUAUUUAUCAAUAAGUCAUCACAAUAUUUUUGCAAAGAAAAUUUUCGAUUAGCCACAGUGAUUUUCCAGCAGAGCGAAACUUAACAUUUUAAACCUAAUCCUAUAAGGAUUUUUAUUAAAAAUAAAAUAUAUAUUCCAAGAAACGAUAAUGUGUUUACAACGAAGCGAGAUAACAUUGGAAAAUAAUCACUGAUACGGAAAUCGAAACGUUGCCGCGAGGGGAGUAAGACGAUGGAUGUCGACCCACGGGUCGGAUGUUUAUUUCGCCUUCAGUUUGUCAUUUCUUACUGUUGAACCAAGAGUCAAGAUAGUACAAGUCUUACAGUUUGUCGCACACAGUGUAUGAUGCGGCAAACGGAUCGAACGGUGAGCAUGAUCCUACGAAGGCCCAGGAGGGAUUCCGACCUUGUGCUAUCGUAUUUCGGUCAUCUCAAGGAACAUCUCUUUAAAUUCCUCGUCAUCGGUGACUACGGUGUCGGCAAAACUGCGCUGGUUAGAAGAUACACGGAAGGAAAGUUUUCCUCCAAUUACAAGAUCACCAUAGGCGCCGAUUUUGCGAUAAAAACGCUCGAUUGGGAUCCGCAUACUAAAAUAAACUUGCAGUUAUGGGACAUCGCCGGUCACGAGAGAUUCGGAUACAUGACAAGGGUCUAUUAUAAAUAUGCAGUGGCCGCGGCUCUCGUAUUUGACAUUUCGCGCGCGGCGACCUUUCAAUCGAUGAAGAAGUGGCUGUACGAUCUCAGGGAAAAGAUCACAUUACCAGAUGGCUCGGAUAUACCGAUCGUUCUUUUGGCGAACAAGUGCGAUAUAUCAGUCGCCGUGACUGACGAACAGAUCUCCAAGUUCUGUAAGGAAAACAAGAUAAACGCCUGGUACGCGACCUCCGCCAAAAACAAUACCAAUGUCGAUACAGCAAUGCGCUAUUUGGUGGAGAAGGUGUUGUGCUCGAAAAUUGACAAUGGUGUACACGAUUCGAUAAAAUUACAACGUGAGAACUUGUCGAAACAUGAGUUUAGUUGCUGCAAAUAAAGCGAAAAGGACAUUUAUUUUAAGAUUUUAUGAUCACUCAAAGAUAUAUAUAUAUAUGUUGAACGAAGCAUGUAUCAACGACGAGAUAAACAAUCGAAAAAUCUUGGAACAUAGUCAUAAAAUGUUCCAUGCGAACGAAAAGUGAAACUAUAAUUACGUCGUCGAAAAAUUUCUAUAUUAAAAAUUUUUAUAUUGUAAUACACAACAUUUGUUUUAUACAAUAAUCUUUUUUGUCAUUUUUACAUUUAUAUCACUAACUGCGUCAGUAAGAUUGUUCUUUUCCUUAAACGUUUUGUAAUAAAUCAUAGGAAAAAUAA